GCACGCGCGCAGGUGCGUGAGGCCCGCCCGCCGGGUCCCUGCAGACGCGGACCCGCCAUGGAGCACAUCCGCACGCCCAAGGUUGAAAAUGUCCGCUUGGUAGACCGAGUAUCUUCCAAAAAAGCAGCCCUGGGUACUUUGUAUUUGACGGCUACUCAUGUCAUAUUUGUGGAAAAUGCACCUGAUACAAGAAAAGAAACAUGGAUUCUCCACAGUCAGAUUUCCACCAUUGAAAAACAGGCAACAACCGCUACUGGCUGUCCUCUGCUUAUUCGCUGUAAGAACUUUCAGAUUAUACAACUUAUCAUACCACAGGAAAGAGAUUGCCAUGAUGUAUACAUCUCUCUGAUACGCCUUGCAAAGCCAGUGAAAUAUGAAGAGUUAUACUGCUUUUCAUUCAAUCCCAAGCUGGAUAAAGAAGAAAGAGAACAAGGCUGGAUGCUGAUUGAUCUCAGUGAAGAAUACAAGCGAAUGGGCCUCCCUAACAACUUUUGGCAGCUCAGUGAUGUGAAUAGAGACUACAGAGUUUGUGACUCUUAUCCUACUGAACUGUAUGUUCCCAAAUCAGCUACAGCACACAUCAUAGUGGGAAGUUCCAAAUUCCGGAGUAGACGGCGAUUUCCUGCCCUUUCCUACUACUGUAAAGAUAACCAUGCCUCCAUCUGCAGGAGCAGCCAGCCCCUGUCUGGUUUUAGUGCCCGGUGCCUAGAGGAUGAGCAGAUGCUACAGGCCAUCAGGAAAGCCAAUCCAGGAAGCGACUUCAUUUAUGUUGUGGAUACUCGUCCCAAACUUAAUGCAAUGGCAAAUCGUGCUGCAGGGAAAGGCUAUGAGAAUGAAGACAAUUAUUCCAAUAUCAAGUUUCAGUUUAUCGGGAUAGAGAACAUCCAUGUCAUGAGGAACAGUCUGCAGAAAAUGCUGGAAGUUUGUGAACUUAAGUCUCCUUCUAUGAGCGAUUUCCUGUGGGGGCUGGAAAACUCCGGCUGGUUGCGGCACAUUAAGGCCAUCAUGGAUGCAGGACUCUUCAUUGCCAAGGCAGUUUCAGAGGAAGGGGCAAGCGUGCUUGUUCACUGCUCUGAUGGCUGGGACAGGACUGCUCAAGUGUGUUCAGUGGCGAGCCUGCUGCUGGAUCCACACUACCGGACUCUAAAGGGCUUCAUGGUAUUAAUUGAAAAGGACUGGAUUUCGUUUGGCCAUAAGUUUAAUCACAGAUAUGGCAAUCUAGAUGGUGACCCCAAAGAAAUCUCACCAGUAAUUGACCAGUUCAUUGAAUGUGUCUGGCAGCUAAUGGAACAAUUUCCCUGUGCCUUUGAGUUCAAUGAGAGGUUUCUGAUUCAUAUUCAGCAUCACAUUUAUUCCUGCCAGUUUGGAAACUUUCUGUGUAACAGCCAGAAGGAGAGAGUAGAACUCAAAAUUCAAGAAAGAACAUAUUCAUUAUGGGCUCACCUGUGGAAGAAUCGAGCCGACUACCUGAACCCUCUGUUUAGAGUUGAUCACAGUCAGACCCAGGGAAGCCUUCAUCUCCCUACAACUCCAUGCAAUUUCAUGUACAAGUUUUGGAGUGGGAUGUAUAACCGCUUUGAAAAGGGGCUGCAGCCCCGACAGUCCGUUACGGAUUACCUUAUGGCAGUGAAGGAGGAAUCCCAGCAGCUGGAGGAAGAGCUGGAGGCUCUAGAAGAAAGACUGGAAAAAAUUCAGAAAGUACAAUUAAAUUGCACUAAAGCAAAGAGUAAGCAGAGUGAGCCCAGCAGACACUCAGGGUUUUCCACCUCAGAUAACAGCACAGCGAACACUCCCCAGGAUUACAGCGGGAACUUCAAGUCAUUUCCUUCCAGGAGCCCUUCACAGGGUGAUGAGGAUUCUGCCCUGAUUCUAACCCAAGACAAUUUGAAAAGCUCAGACCCAGAUCUGUCAGUGAACAGUGAUCAAGAAUCUGGCGUGGAGGAUUUGAGCUGUCGGUCUCCAAGUGGGGGUGAGCAUGCACCAAGUGAAGACAGUGGCAAGGACAGGGACUCUGAUGAAGCUGUGUUUCUCACUGCCUGAAGUUUUCCUCUGGAGUUCCAGAGCAAAGGACCACAAGAAACACUUCCAAAAAUAAGGGAACAGUGCAAUUCAAAAUAGUUUAAGAAAUGGGACAUGUCAUCCUGGAUUAUAAAAUGUAGCUAUGAAAGUGGAAAAAGAAAGACUCUUAGUUUCUUUAGAUGUUGAAUAACUAGAAGUCACCAAUUCUUUUAUCAAGUAUAAAGAAAAUUAUAUAUCAUUUGGAAACUUCCUUGUGACCAUGAAAUUCAUAUUCCUACAGAGUGAUUCCUUGAGGUUAAUAUAAAUCUUCUCUGUCAGAGCAUGUAUCUACUCAAAAAGCACUCUGAUCCCUUUCCCUAUGUGUAUUAUUAUCUUGAGCCUUUCCUCUUGUUUUACCUCCAAAGCAUAGUUUGUGUUUUUAAAAUAUUUGAUAUCACUUUCUCUUCUCUUAUUACCAAUAUUUCUAAAAAUGGGGUAUAUUGUUGAGAUGCACUCUUUCUGAUUAGUAGAUGUAUUCCUAAGGAGCUUUGACAUUGUUAAAGUUUAUUUUUCAUGUAAAAUAAUUACUUUAACUUUUCUUUAAACA
Octodon degus (degu) is the source of this 2605-nucleotide messenger RNA. RefSeq names its product myotubularin related protein 7 (gene Mtmr7). The record is from RefSeq and is a predicted model, not a curated record. Lineage: Eukaryota; Metazoa; Chordata; Mammalia; Rodentia; Octodontidae. The transcript is spliced from 14 exons. Gene Ontology annotation, biological process: phosphatidylinositol dephosphorylation. Bases 58 to 2040 code for a protein of 660 amino acids. Gene Ontology annotation, molecular function: phosphatidylinositol phosphate phosphatase activity.